AUGCCAUUUUAUUUGAUUGACAUUUUUUCGGAAAUGCGUCCUAAAGAUAUUAAAUUAUUUACAGAACUUUAUCAAAACAUAUCAAACGAAUUUUCAUACAUCGUCAAACCGAAAAAUGAGAAACUAGCAGUGCUGUUAUAUAACAGGGGCUUUAAAUUCGAAAACUUCAAAUCUGAAAUUGAAGAAGAAGAAAUUCUGAAUUUGUAUUCAACAGAAUCUCCUUUAUUCUAUAUUGCAUGGGAUAAAGUUGAUGACCUUAAGAGAAAAUUCCCUAAUCUUGAUAUUGAUAAGGAAAUAGAUAAUAAAUUCAUUCCACAUGAUCUUAAGAAUAAAUUCCCAAAUCUUGAUAUUAAUCACGGGAUUAAUAAGAUCACUCCACUCGAUUGUGCAAUUAAAUACGGAUCAGAAUUGUGUUUCAAUUACUUGAAAAAUUUAGGAGCUUAUUAUACUAAAAAAUCCGAAGAAUAUGCCAUUCAAGGAGGAAAUCAAAACAUUUUUAUGCAAAUGAUAGAAGAUGGUAAAUCAUUUGAUAAAAUGCUAAAUAUAGCAUUAGAUUAUCAACAACACGAAAUUUCUGAGUACCUUAAAUCAAAUUUUGGACAAACUCAUAAUUCAAUAGCAGAAAGCAUGUAUUUUGGUAAUUAUGACGUUGCAUCUUAUUUACUUUCUAAUGGAGCAGAUAUCAACGAUAUUUACAUUUCUAUUCAUUUUAUAUCUAUCAUAGUUUUAUUGCAUUUUCUUUAUUUUAUUAUUAUUCAUUAUUUUAUUGGAUUCUCGCUUUUAUUGUCACCUAUGAAUCCCCACUAA
Trichomonas vaginalis G3 is the source of this 807-nucleotide messenger RNA. RefSeq names its product protein ubiquitination. The record is from RefSeq and is a predicted model, not a curated record. The coding region runs from base 1 to 807 and encodes 268 amino acids. Lineage: Eukaryota; Parabasalia; Trichomonadida; Trichomonadidae. Gene Ontology annotation, molecular function: protein binding. The transcript has a single exon.